Molecule: messenger RNA, 1716 nt
Organism: Lactuca sativa (garden lettuce)
Lineage: Eukaryota; Viridiplantae; Streptophyta; Magnoliopsida; Asterales; Asteraceae
Source: RefSeq, a predicted model, not a curated record
AUGGAAUAUGGAAUCCAUAUAACGCCCUAUUUUGGAACAUAUGAUAUCAAUCUUUCUUUACAGCAUCCUGUUUCCAAGGUUUUGCAUCAUCGACACUUGACUUAUCAGAUAUUCAAUCACAGACUUCAAUCCUUUCGGAGGAAACAAUUGACAGUGGCAAAUAGAAACAUCACUUUGAUUAAAGACUUGGACAAUAUGAAGGAUGAUUACAAACUAAAAGUUUCUAUCAUCCGGCUACGGAGAUCACUUUCAAAUGUUAACCCCACUAUUGUCAAAUCAAUUGAAAUGAAAUUCAUGGAUGAAAUGUGUACUAAAAUCCGAGCAAGUGUCUAUCCAGGAGAUUUUCAAAGGUUUGAGUCCAAACUGAAAGAAGAUCAAGUUGAUUACAUGCGAUCCCCCACUAUCGCUCCUAACAUAUACAUAACUUGCAUGGAAGAACAACUAAUUAUCUGUGCCACAACUACCUCUAAUGACUCAAUUGAUGUUAUUGGUGAAGUUGUUUCAUUAGGAAGGCUUGAUUCCCGUGAUGUUAGCAAAUCUCGACGUAGACUACCUUUACAAAUAAGAACCAUAGAAGGUUUACAGGUUAACGUCACAUUGUUUGGAGAUAUUGCAUACCAAUUGAUUUCUUAUCUUGAAGCUCAUAAACAAGUUGACCGUGUUAUUGUUCUUUUGCAGUUUUCACGAUUUAAUUUCUAUAACAGAAUACCUUCUGUUAACAGUUAUUUUGAACAAACACGGAUGUUCAUAAAUGUUGAUCUUCUCGAUAUUGUUACUUUAACAGAUAGCUUGGUUGGAUUACGAGGACUUCAAAACCCUUCUUCUUUGACUCUUGAUAGCUCUCAAUCAUAUUCUGAAUAUGAUGACUUUUUGAAUAAUCACAAUGUUAAAAAUGUUGUCAAUUUGUUAGAACCACAAGAAGUUGAGAAAUUUAUCAUUGUCGGGACCAUUUAUUUUAUUCGCCAAGAUAUUGAUUGGUAUUAUGAUGCGUGUACAAACUGUGGAAAGAAAAUUGAUCUAAGAAAUGUGUUCAGUGGUCCAGAUAGUCCAGAUAGUGGUGAUGCAAGUGUGGUUGUUGAAUGUUAUAAUGAUAAGUGUAUAAAUAAGGAGAUAUCUUCUGUUCCAAGGUAUAAAAUACCUCUUCGUGUCCAAGAUGAUUCUAGAACAAUCACACUAACUCUCUUUGAUAGAGAUGCUUAUAAACUCAUCAAAAAAGGCGCAAGUGAUCUCAUAGAGAAAACCAAACAGGAUGGGGUUAAUCCAAGAUUGUAUCCUUUUGACCUAGAGAAUAAAAAGAUGGUUUUCAAAGUAGAUGUUAAUAGUUUAAACGUUUCCAAUAACUACAAUCGGUUUGGGAUACUUGGCUAUACGCUUGAUAGUAACGUUAUCGAUGCUUUGGAAAAAAGGUUAGUUGUUGUGGCAGGUAAUUCUGCAAAUGUUGAUGAUAUAGAAAUCGCAUCUCACGAAACGAAGUCGUUAAAGGAUGCAAUCUCACAAAUAGGUGAUAAUUUGACCCCUUCCAUGCCUGACAAAUUUGAAGUUACAAGUCCGUUCAAGUUUAAUUCGCCACUUGUGGUAGCUCAAUUGAAUUCGACGGUGGAUGGCCACACAAGUCUAUUAAUACCAAAGCUCGAAAAUAUUGCUCAUCAUGGUGUUCACUAUUCCAACAUUGAUAGUCAUUGGUUUAUUUUCACUGCUAUUCUCUAUCUUAAGUAA